UCGGAAACGGUUCAGCCCACCAGACUAUAUACAUAGAUGGCUCGGAUUCAGAAAAUCGGCUACAAAUAUAAUUUAGCUGUUACUAGGGAGCAGCGCGCAGCUUGAAUCGGGAUGGCCUUGGAUGGACGAAGGUAUCCUUUGAUAGAUACUGCCUUGAGGGUACUCCUCUCGGGAGCAGCUUACCAGACUCUAGAGCAACUUGAACUUGAAGAGCCCAGCAGUCUACGAUUAGAACCGUGACUUGUUCUUAUAAAAAGCUGAUCAUCAUUAUGUACAUUUACUAAUUUCCACCAUGACAACACUAUCAGAAACCCUCCCAGUCAUUGACCUUGAUGUCUUCCUAUCUCAGCCUACACAAUCAAUCAGAGUGCAAGAGGAGUGCAACAAGGCUGCUGACGCAUUGAUCACAUACGGGGCACUCCUUGUACAUGAUUCUCGCGUAUCAGAGGAAGACAAUGACACUUUCCUGGAUCUCAUCGAGGACUAUUUCGCGCAGCCUAUCGAGGACUUAAAGAAGGAUGAGCGGCCAGAGAUUCAUUACCAGGUUGGCGUGACCCUUGAGAAUACAGAGAAGCCCAAAUGUGCCGUGGAUGAGCCGUGCUUGGAUAUCAUCGCCAACCUGGACCCAGCUGAAAGGCCAUUGGAUAUCUCCGGGCAUCAUCCUGACCCCAAGUGCAGGUUCUUCUGGAAAAUGGGAACUCCCCCUCCAUAUGAGACCGAGUAUCCGGCACUUAAUGCUCCAAAUGUCGUACCGCAGGCACCUAGAAUCAGUGAGAAGUGGGAAUCUACCAUGGAGAAAUGGGGAUAUUCCAUGAAGAAUGCUGUUGAGAAUAUUGCUGAAAUGACAGCGAUCGGUCUCGGACUUCCUCGAGAAUUUAUCAAGGACGCAGGGAAAUAUGGCCCUCAUCUACUUGGCCCAACGGCAUCUGAUUUGGUGAAGUAUGGGCAAAAGGAUACCAUCCUUGCCGGCUUUCAUACAGACCUCAACUGCUUAACGAUCCACGGUCGUUCACGAUAUCCAGGACUCAACAUCUGGGCACGUAAUACUGGGAAGCGCAUCCCCGUUAGAUUCCCAUCCACUGGCCGUUACCUACUCGUGCAAGCAGGAAAACAGAUUGAACAUCUGACCGGAGGCCUUAUCAAAGCUGGGUUCCAUGAGGUAGUCGUGAACGAGGCUACGCUGCAGACUGUCGAGCGGCGUAAAGAGACUCACCCUGACCGGCCAAAUAUUCGCAUAUCAUCCACAUUUUUCUGGCACCUUUCGUCCGAUUAUGAGCUCGUUCCGCUUCCUAACCUAUCUGAGCGUGCAAAUGCGUUCAAUUCGAGUCAAGCAGCGAAUCAACGUACGGUUUAUGAACGAAUGAAAGUUGGACAGCAGGUUCAGAAGUGAGUACCUAGGGUUACCACCCCCAAAGCUAGAUCUUAAUAAUAUCUGACAGUGAACUCAAACAUAUCGCUCUCAUGGCCUAAACGCUUGAUUAUUAGAUGUUUGUAGGGUAUAACCGGUAGUGUACGCACAGCAAAAUAUCCGCGGACGCAGCACAGCUAUGUCGGCGGACACG
Suillus bovinus is the source of this 1562-nucleotide messenger RNA. RefSeq names its product Clavaminate synthase-like protein. The transcript is spliced from 5 exons. Bases 293 to 1390 code for a protein of 365 amino acids. The record is from RefSeq and is a predicted model, not a curated record. NCBI's taxonomy places the organism in Eukaryota, Fungi, Basidiomycota, Agaricomycetes, Boletales, Suillaceae.